Molecule: messenger RNA, 2411 nt
Organism: Spea bombifrons (plains spadefoot toad)
Lineage: Eukaryota; Metazoa; Chordata; Amphibia; Anura; Pelobatidae
Gene: MRE11
Product: MRE11 homolog, double strand break repair nuclease
Exons: 20
Coding region: 57-2411 (784 amino acids)
Biological process (GO): meiotic DNA double-strand break formation; mitochondrial double-strand break repair via homologous recombination; telomere maintenance
Cellular component (GO): Mre11 complex; nucleus
Molecular function (GO): 3'-5'-DNA exonuclease activity; DNA endonuclease activity; manganese ion binding
Source: RefSeq, a predicted model, not a curated record
UUCCCUGCUUCGUCCGGGCUAUUUGUGCCCCGCUCCGAGAAGCUCACACCGCGGAUAUGAGUUCUUCCAGCACUUCCCUGGACGAUGAGGACACGUUUAAGAUCUUGGUGGCCACCGACAUUCACCUGGGUUACAUGGAGAAAGAUGCGGUGCGGGGUAAUGACAGCUUCGUGACUUUCGAUGAAAUAUUGCGUCUGGCCGAAGAUAAUGAGGUGGAUUUUUUGUUGUUGGGAGGAGAUCUUUUUCAUGACAACAAACCAUCCAGAAGAACAUUGCACACGUGUAUCGAGUUGCUGAGGAAAUACUGUAUGGGGGACCGUCCUAUCCAGUUUGAGAUCCUGAGCGACCAGUCGGUUAAUUUUGGAUAUAGCAAGUUUCCUUGGGUGAAUUACCAGGAUAAUAAUCUAAACGUUUGUAUUCCAGUCUUCAGUGUGCAUGGAAACCACGAUGAUCCAACUGGGGCCGAUUCCCUCUGCGCUCUGGAUCUAUUAAGUAGUGCCGGACUCGUCAACCACUUCGGACGUUCCACCUCUGUAGAGAAAAUAGACAUUAGCCCCGUGUUGUUACAAAAAGGCCGGUCAAAGAUUGCCAUGUACGGGUUGGGAUCGAUACCAGACGAAAGGCUGUAUCGAAUGUUUGUGAACAAGCAGGUGACGAUGCUGCGCCCUCGUGAGGAUGAGUCGGAUUGGUUUAACCUGUUUGUUAUACAUCAGAACAGGAGCAAGCACGGAGCCACAAAUUACAUCCCCGAACAGUUUUUGGAUGAGUUUUUGGACCUGGUCAUUUGGGGCCACGAGCAUGAGUGCAAGAUUGCCCCGAGUCGGAACGAACAACAACUGUUCUACGUGUCCCAGCCGGGGAGCUCAAUAGCCACUUCGCUAUCACCAGGAGAGGCCAUAAAGAAGCAUGUCGGUUUGUUGAGAAUAAAAGGAAAGAAAAUGAACAUGCAAAAGAUCCCACUGCAGACCGUCCGUCCGUUCUUCAUCGAAGAUAUUGUCUUAGCCGACUUCGAGGACCUAUUCAACCCGGAUAACCCGAAAGCGACGCAAGACAUCGAGAACUUCUGCAUCGAAAAGGUUGAAGCCAUGCUCGAUGUUGCAGAAAGAGAACGUCUGGGAAAUCCUCGCCAGCCGGAUAAGCCUUUGAUACGACUGCGGGUUGAUUACACCGGUGGCUUUGAACCUUUCAACACUCUUCGAUUCAGCCAGAAGUUUGUUGACCGGGCUGCCAAUCCUAAAGAUAUAAUACAUUUCUUCAGACAUAAAGAACAAAAGGAUAAAAAAGAUUCUGUGAAUAUUGAUUUUGCGAAGUUUGAUAGGAAACCCGUUUCAGAAAGCAUGACCCUGAGGGUGGAAGACCUGGUGAAGCAGUACUUCCAGACUGCCGAGAAGAACGUCCAGCUCUCUCUUCUGACCGAGAGGGGUAUGGGAGAGGCCGUCCAGGAGUUCGUGGAUAAGGAGGAGAAGGAUGCCAUCGAAGAGCUGGUGAAGUUUCAGUUAGAGAAGACGCAGCGGUUUCUCAAAGAGCGGAACAUCGAUGCCGAGGAGGAGAAGAUUGACGAAGAGGUUCGGAAAUUUAGGGAAACAAGAAAAACCAAUACUAACGAGGAGGACGAAGAGGUUCGAGAAGCUAUAAGUCGAGCAAAGCAGAGGUCACAGACGGAUUAUGUUGACAUGAGUGACGAUGAUGGCGAGAAAGGACGAAAGACCUCUGACCCAACCCUAGAUGAUUCGGAUGGUGCUGACGUGCCGGUGCCGGUUCGGGGAAGGGGUAGAGGCAGGGCAAGAGGAGGCAGAGGACAGAACACAACCACUAGAGGAACUUCGAGACGAGGCAGAGGAAGUGCAAGCUCUGAUGUACCUUCCAGUGGGAGAACAUCCAAGGCACCUUCCAAAAACAUGUCCAUCUUUGAUGCGUUUAAAUCAUCGUCAUCAUCAUCAUCAGCAUCGUCAAGACAACCAACGGGAAGGAACGUCCCGGCCAAGAACUAUUCCGAGGAAAUUGUGGAUGAGGAUUCGGAUAUCGAGGAAGUCUCUUUUACUCCGUCAUCUCAUGCCGACAGAAAACCUUCCAACACCUCGUCUUUAUACAGCAGGAAAGGCUCUCAAAGCCAAGGGGCUUUAGGACCCUUCUUUGACGAUGAUGAGGAGGUCAGUCAUAGUACGAUGGGCUUGGUAUUUUUUAGGGGUCCUCUUAUAUUCAGUUCCUUGGGGAAGAUGAGAGCAUCUCUGGUGCUUUUGCUUGAACAUAACAUGACCUCACCAAAAGCACCAGAGAUGCUCUCGUCUUCCCAAAGGAUGAAUUCGACCCUUUCAAGAACAGCGGCCCUUCCAGGAGGAAUCGACGAUAGAGUUCCUUGGUCGCUGACAAUGGUCAUGCCCGCAAUGUCAAGGCUUGGGUUGGGGGUUUAA